UCUAAAACAUGUUGUCCAAAAAUGGCGAAAAUUUUCGGAAAGGAUCCUUAUUGUGAACAAUGAGGAAAACUAUCUAGUGGCUUAUGGAAAAUAGAGAAGCGGCGAGCAGUUACACAAAAGGAUUUUUAAAUGACCAAAUUAUCUGAAGUGCUUUCAUGUUUACUACUGCUCGACCACCGGGCGCGAGUUCAGUUUGUUACGAACGUGAUUAACGGUAGGAGAUCAUGAAUAAUGGAGAAAAUACCAAGAGCAAUGCUUUUGCUGCAAAGAAGAAAAAACGACUGUCAGUUGAGCGGAUCUACCAAAAGAAGACACAGUUGGAACACAUUCUUCUCCGUCCAGACACUUACAUUGGCUCUGUUGAGCCAAUCAAACAGAACAUGUGGGUUUAUGAUGCAGAGACUGAUGCCAUUGUGAGUAAGGAAAUCACUUAUACGCCAGGUCUCUACAAGAUCUUUGAUGAACUUUUAGUGAAUGCAGCAGAUAACAAGCAGAGAGACCCUGCCAUGGGCUGUGUUAAAAUAACCAUUGAUGCAGAUAGUAACACUAUCAGUGUUUGGAAUGAUGGACGUGGCAUUCCUGUGGAGAUGCAUAAAGAACAGAAAGUUUAUGUUCCUACAUUGAUAUUUGGCCAUCUUCUAACGUCCAGUAACUACAAUGAUGAGGAGAAAAAAGUCACAGGCGGCAGGAAUGGUUAUGGUGCAAAACUUUGUAAUAUCUUCAGCACAAAAUUUGUUGUGGAAACUUGUUCCUCUGACUCAAAUAAGAAGUUCAAACAGACCUGGACAAACAACAUGGGAAAAGUUACAGAGCCUAUUGUAAAGGAUUUUAGUGGAAAGGACUUCACUUGUGUUACAUUCAAACCUGACCUGGCAAAGUUUAAAAUGGAAAGUCUUGAUAAAGACAUUAUCUCACUCCUCUCCAGGAGGGCAUAUGAUGUUGCUGGAUCUGUUAGAGGAAUUUCUGUAUAUCUCAAUGGAAAGAAGUUACCUAUUAAGACUUUCAAGGAUUAUGUUGGACUGUACUUGAAAGCCAGAGAUGAUGAAGAUGACUUGGCAUUGGGUAGUGACUCAGAGAAAAAGACCAAUUCUGUCGUGCAUGAAGUUGUAAAUAAGCGUUGGGAAGUUUGUGUUACCACAAGCACCAAAGGUUUUCAGCAAGCUAGCUUUGUCAACAGCAUAGCCACAACUAAGGGAGGAACACAUGUCAACUAUAUAACUGACCAGAUCACAGAGAAGCUCAUGGCUGCAGUGAAAAGGAAAAAUAAAGGAGGUGUAGAAGUGAAGCCUUUUCAGAUCAAGAAUCACUUGUGGAUUUUCAUAAAUUGUUUAAUUGAAAAUCCAACCUUUGACUCCCAAACCAAGGAAAAUAUGACUCUCAGAUCUAAAGCGUUUGGAUCCACUUGUGAUUUCAGUGAAAAGUUUAUCAAACAGGUUACUCAGUGUGGUGUUGUUGAACAUAUCAUGAACUGGGUGAAAUUCAAGGCACAGUCUCAACUCAACAAGAAGUGUCAAAAGAGCAAACACAGCAAGAUUCGUGGAAUUCCCAAAUUGGAUGAUGCUAAUGAUGCUGGCAGUAGAAACUCAAUGCAAUGUACACUAAUUCUCACUGAGGGUGACUCAGCCAAAACACUGGCUGUAAGUGGCUUGAGUGUAGUUGGUAGAGACCGUUUUGGAGUGUUUCCCUUGCGUGGUAAACUGCUUAAUGUCAGGGAUGCAUCACACAAGCAGAUUCUUGAAAAUGCUGAGAUCAAUAAUCUUAUCAAGAUACUUGGCCUUCAAUACAACAAGAAGUACUCAUCUGAGGAAGACUUGAAGAGUCUAAGAUAUGGCCACCUUAUGAUAAUGACAGAUCAAGACCAAGAUGGCUCUCACAUCAAGGGACUCCUCAUCAACUUCAUCCAUAGUAAUUGGCCUACCCUUACACGCUUACCUUUCCUGGAGGAGUUUAUUACUCCCAUCGUUAAGGUCAGUAAAGGCAAAGAGGAGAAAGCAUUCUACAGCAUUCCUGAAUAUGAGGAAUGGAAAAACAGCAUAGUCAAUGUCAAGUCUUGGAAAGUAAAAUACUAUAAAGGUUUGGGUACGAGCACUCCCAAGGAGGCCAAAGAAUACUUUGCUGACAUGAGACGUCAUCAGAUUCAGUUCCACCAUGAAGGUGCACCAUGUGAUGAAGCUAUACUUAUGGCAUUCAGUAAGAAGAAAGUUAAUGACAGGAAAGACUGGCUCAAUCGUGCAAUGGAAGAUCGCAAGUGGAGAAGGCAACAAGGGCUUUCAGAGGUUUACUUAUAUGAGAAGGACACCAGGUCAGUUUCAUAUUCUGACUUUGUCAACAAAGAACUUGUUUUAUUCUCCAAUGCUGAUAAUGAACGAUCAAUCCCAUGUUUGGUGGAUGGUUUAAAGCCCGGUCAAAGGAAGGUACUCUUCACCUGCCUUAAAAGGAAUGACAAAAGAGAAGUAAAAGUUGCUCAACUUGCUGGAUCAGUUGCAGAACUGUCUGCAUAUCACCAUGGCGAGGCAAGCCUGAUGGGAACAAUCAUCAACUUAGCACAGAAUUUUGUGGGCAGCAACAACUUAAAUCUUCUGAUGCCAGUUGGUCAGUUUGGCACUCGUCUCCAUGGAGGCAAGGAUGCUGCUAGUCCUCGUUACAUCUUCACUAUGAUGAGUCCUUUAACAAAGCUAUUGUUUCAUGCUCAUGAUAUGCCCAGCCUUACAUACCUGUUUGACGAUAACCAGCCUGUUGAACCUGAGUGGUAUUGCCCUAUAAUUCCUUUAGUUCUAGUCAAUGGGGCUGAGGGGAUUGGCACUGGGUACAGCACCAAGGUGCCUAACUUUGAUGUUCGGCAAAUUAUUAGUAAUCUGAAGAAGAUGAUCAAUGGAGAGGAACCAGAAGAGAUGAUACCAUCAUUCAAGAACUUCACUGGUACCAUUUCUCAAAUUGAUAGCCACAAAUUCCUUGUGCAAGGCAAUGUGGAAGUUGUUGACAACAAGACCAUAGAAAUAUCUGAACUGCCAGUUGGCAUCUGGACACAGGUUUACAAAGAAAAUGUUUUGGAACCAAUGCUCCAUGGUUCAGAGAAAAUUCCUCCAAUUCUGACGGAUUACAAGGAAUACCACACAGAUGUAACAGUGAAGUUUGUACUUAAUAUGGCUGAGGACAAGCUGGCUGAGGCAGAGGCAACUGGAUUACACAAGAAAUUUAAACUUGAAGCUUCAAUUAACACCAGCAAUAUGGUUUUGUUUGAUGCCUUGGGUUGUCUGCGCAAGUAUGAGUCGCCACUAGACAUACUUAAGGAAUUCUUUGAGCUUCGUUUGGAAAAAUAUGCUGUACGUAAAGCAUGGUUAGAUGGAAUGCUGACUGCAGAAUCAACCAAGCUCAGUAGUCAAGCUCGUUUUAUCUUGGAGAAAAUUGAAGGACAAAUUAUCAUAGAGAACAGAACCAAGCGCGACAUAGUUACCACUUUGGUGCAGCAUGGAUACCCAUCUGAUCCUAUCAAGGCUUGGAAAGACACACAAAAGUCCAGUGCACCUGAUGAGGGAGAUACAGAUGAUGCUUCCAGUGUGGCAAGUUCCACGUCAAGCACUGGUGGACCUGACUUUGGGUACUUGUUGUCCAUGUCUAUGCUGUCUCUCUCUCGAGAAAAGAAGGAAGAGCUAUUAAAAGAGAGAGAUAAUAAGUUGGAGGAGCUGAACAUAUUAAGGAGGAAGUCACCACAAGACCUCUGGUUCGAAGAUCUUGAUAGCUUUUUGGAAGAGCUCGAGCGAGUUGAGCAACAGGAAAAGGAAGAUCAAGAAAUGUACGUAAAGUCCAAGGCAGGGCGCUCACAGCAGCAGAAAAAGAAACCAUCAAAGCCAGCAAAGAAAACUGAAAAUAAACCCAAGACGCUUGCUACAAAUGAACAAGAAAAGAAAAACAUGCAACAUAAGAGCAAAGAAACAGCUCCAAAGAAAGAAAACAAGAGUGACGACUCCUGGGAGUUUGACGACAUAGAUGCAGGUCCUCCGGUGAGAUCACUCGCUGACAGACUUGCUCAGCGACAGAGCCAGAAGUUGCCCAUCUCGUUAUCAUCAUCGUUAGCUGGCAGUGGUGCUGAGACAACCAGCAGUUCUGCUGCAAAGGGAAAAACGCAAUCUUCGCUGGAGGUGUUCAGUUCAAAGAAGAAGGUUAGGAAAGCAGCAGAGAGUGAUGACGAUUUUAUUAUGGAGUUCAGCGAUGAAGAGGAUGGACCGCCUGUAGAGAAAAGGGCCGCUAGAUCUCGUCCUGCUAAGACGUACUCUUUUAGUUCUGACGAUGAUGAUGAUGAUGAUGAUGAUCUUACGGUCACGGCGGUGAAAACCGGAAAGCCAUCUAAGGAAGGAAGUGUUGAUAGCGAUGCCGAAUCAGAUAAAAGUGACGUGCAAGCUACUCGUGCUCUGAUUCAAAAGCUCUCCCCUGCUAAACCCGCAAAGACCACUAGUUCACGGCCAAAUAAACCAUUAAAGGGUGGUGAAUCAAUUAAAUCUACGAAGAAACAACCUGCUAAGACCACUACAGCAGCAGAGAAGAAACGCACCGCGACUAAAAAGGCAGCUUCGUCUAAAACAUCGUCACAGGACGACAGCCCUGAUGGCGAAUUAGCUGCAAAGAAACAGCCAGCCAAGAAAGGCAAACGAGGAAAGGCAGUAAUUCUUGAUAGUAGUGACGAGGAUUCUGAUUCAGCCAUGCUCUCUUUAAAGAAACCUACAACUGCUAAAGGAAAAGUGGUUAAGCCUAAAAAGUCGCCACCGAAAAAGGCGAAAGCAAGCGUAGAAAGCUCCAGUGAUGACGAACCACUGGAAAGUGCAGUUGUUAGCCGAUCAGUUCGCACCGGCAGAUCCAAAGCUCCUGUGAAGUAUUUUGCGGAGGAAAGUGACAGUGAUGAAAAAGAGAAUGAAGGCUCAAAGGAAUGGUCCGGAUCAGGAAGUGAUUUUGAUGAUGAUGAUGAUUAGUUUUUGUAUGCCCCAGGCAGGCUGCACAUCUGUGUCUUUCAAGUGAUACGACGGUGUAUUGUAGUCUGACGAACCUGGUUUUGCUCAGCGUCUGCCUCCUAUAAAAACGGUUUUUUUCGAAGGAGACAGAUGACAAUGAAAUUAUCUCCUGCUUGCAUGACUCCCCCACAGAUGCACUUUUUAUUGGCAUCGUAUCUGUAAAUGAUCUACUUACUACACUGAAAAUUUUUGAAACACCAUAUAGAGAUUCCUAUUAAAACCAAGGUGAGAAGUUUACCUGACAACUCAUUGUACACUUUGUGUUAUCAAUCCACUAUCCCCUCCAUCCUGGGGUUUCCUCUGCUGUAUCGUAUCAUCCACGGAGACGCAGGGGCACAAGGAUACUUUUGACUCCACCGCAGUCAGCCCCGUCAAAAAAUUUUGAACAAUUUUCUUCGUUUGUCUCCGAGCCAAAAGCAUUACGGCAAACUAAUCGAUCACUUCUCUUUAAAACUAGACAUGCAGUACUCGACUGAUAAUUUUCACUCUUCACAUGAGUCUGAUAGUGACUUCAGCUUAGGUCUCCGAACCGCCUAGGCGGGUCACCCCACCUAUCAUGUAACGUGAUCAAAACAAAGUAAGAAAUUAUAUUGACAGGCGGGUUACCUCACCUACCCGGGGUCCACCUCCAUGUAAACAGGCCUUAGUGCCCUCUCUACCGUAAGUGCCCCACUUAGAUUUGUUUUUGUUGGUAAGCGCCGCUAUUGCGUAAGCACCUUAAUUCCCAAGAGAGCCCUUAACGAAUCAGCGCCCCUAUUAUGUUUCAGUGAUGGCCCUAUUAGAGUUCAUGUACAUUGGGAUCAACCGUGGCUCAACUUCCUUAAUUGCUCACUUAAAACCUCAUUACAUAACCAGUGAUCUCAACUUUUGUUACUUGUGAUUUUCAAAAUACCUCACUACUGUUAAGUGAGUAUUCACUGUUUAUUAUAUGGCAAGGUAGUCAUGAGGUAAAUCAGAGCUUUCUGAUUGGUUCCUAGUUGGUCGUUAUACCCUACAGACAGCUCAUGCAGAGCGUUUUCAGGGAAACAGCCCUAAGAAGAGUAUUUUUUACUUCUUAAACUCCAGUUCACAUUUAUGAUUUUCAAGUAUUCACAGUUACUGAUUCAUUACUUCACUUCUUACGGACCAACAUGAUUACCAGCUCCCAGUUAGCUUGUUAGCUCAGUUGGUAGAAUAUUGCACCGGUGUCGCAGAAGUCAUGGGUUCAAAUCCCGUACAGACCUGAAUUUUUUUCAGGUCUUAUUUUCACUACUGCUUGUAAAAGUAGUGUUCAUUAAGGCGAAGAUUGCUUCCAUAUUCAUCUCUAAAUCCGCCGUUUAACUAUAAGAUUUUUACAUGUUCCUAGUCAUGGUGAAGUUUUGUUCGAACGAGACGGCAAAUUCAGUUUGAUUCGAGUACUAUACAAUAAACUACUUUGUAACCUGCUUGUUCGAACCGUAUCAUUGCGUGUUAUUGGCCCUCAGUCGUAGCAAGGUCCGCACUGCCACGACCUCAGGCCAAUAUUACUCAGUUCGGCCAUCACGCUCAGGUAAUAAGAAGUAAUAAAUAAGCCUCGCUUUGGAGAAUGUUUGUGCUC
Messenger RNA from Pocillopora verrucosa, 6579 nucleotides. NCBI's taxonomy places the organism in Eukaryota, Metazoa, Cnidaria, Anthozoa, Scleractinia, Pocilloporidae. The record is from RefSeq and is a predicted model, not a curated record.